This is a messenger RNA of Cladocopium goreaui, 1119 nucleotides long. Lineage: Eukaryota; Dinophyceae; Suessiales; Symbiodiniaceae. The record is from the annotation of a GenBank genome assembly.
AUGGAUGUGGUUCUCCAACAUCAUGUGUUCUCAGAUGUGAAGACCAUGAAGCCUGUGGAAAUUGUGGAAGGGGCUGCUAAGCAUGAGGCUGGUCAUCAGGCCGUGUUUGCCAAGCAAGCCUACCGCCAAGCCAUUGACUCCCGUGGUUUUUACCAGUGCGGAGGGAACUUGUUUUGGAUCAACAUGGCGAGAAUGGUGAGCUCGCAAGGAGUCCCGAUGUCAGCCCGUGGCAUUGAGCAGCUGAAAGUGUCCCACUUUCAGUCCCCAAGGCCCUUGGAGCACAUGAUCAUCGUCCCAGUGGAGCAGGAGUGGAGCUACAAGGAAUUGAAAAACAAGUUCGGAAACUUGACUCGCCUUUCACCUGAAGAGAUAGAAAUUGCUCUGAUUGGCCGCAUUGCCGACCUGGUGCGCUCAGGCGCCGACGACAUUGAGCUGACGGCUUGGCGCACUGUGUGUCUCACAGCGACGUUUUCCUUUGAAGUCAUGAGCUCGGACUCUUCGAUGUAUUGGCGGGCAAUCAACACGCGCAGAAAGACAAUUGCUCUGUAUGACGCGGUUGCCCCAAGCCCGACUCAGAGAAUCUUUCAGCUCAUGACUUUCAAGGAAUCCUACGAAGCUGCGCAUGGCUCUGUCUCCAACAGUGACCUUGCAAGUAUCUACAAUGCAAACCUGCAGGAGAUAGAUUCCAACCUCGAAGACACCGUUUCAGAAAACUGGGUUGACACAGCCAUCAAGAUCUUCAAGAGGGCCUUCGCUCACGAGAAUUUGCUGGCAGAAGUUCUCCGCGAUGAAGGUGAAAACGGCAAGAAUGGCAUGUUUCAAACGUCAUGUUUGGAGGAGAUUUGCAUCAAAGGGAAGACCCAAGAUGACAUUUUCUGGAUCAUGCGCAGUAUGCGACAUGCAGUCAGCACGAAGGAGCUCACCCCGACUGACUUCACUGUUCGCUUCAUGUGUGGCCAAAAGUCAAGCGGCUCAACUCAAAAGGGGUUUCUUCACUUGUGCUUGCUGAAGCGAUCCUUGCUGAAAUAUUUGCUUUGCACUUGGCUGGAGCAGAACUCCACAGACCCAGAAUCCAAGGACCGCCAAAAAUUUCACAAAACAACCAACGGUUUUUGCUGA